AUGGCUAAUAUCAAAAAUAAAAACAAAGUGUCUGAAUUUGUGUUACUUGGACUUACUGAUUCUCCUGAGCUCCAGACUUUUUUCUUUGUAAUAUUUUCUGUUUUCUAUUUGAUAACUAUGUUGGGCAACAGCCUGAUUUUGCUCACAGUUCUGUCUACCCCACACCUUCACUCUCCCAUGUAUUUCCUCCUUAGCAAUCUGUCUUUCAUUGACAUGUGCCUGUCCUCCUUUGCUACUCCAAAGAUGAUCAUGGACUUCUUUGCUGAGCGUAAGACCAUCUCCUUUGAGGGCUGCAUUUCGCAGAUCUUCUUUUUGCACCUUUUCACCGGGACUGAGAUUGUGCUGCUGAUCUCCAUGUCUUUUGACAGGUACAUUGCCAUAUGCAAACCUCUACAUUAUUCAACAAUAAUGAGCCAAAAAGUGUGUGCUGGGCUUGUGGUAACCUCUUGGACAGUAGGCUUCCUGCAUACAAUGAGUCAGUUAGCUUUCACCCUCUAUUUACCCUUCUGUGGUCCCAAUGUUGUAGACAGUUUCUUCUGUGACCUUCCUUUGGUCAUCCAGCUGGCCUGUAUAGAUAUAUAUGUUCUUGGAAUCUUCAUGAUCUCUACCAGUGGUGUGAUUGCUCUUGUAAGUUUUCUGCUUUUGCUCACUUCCUAUAUCAUUGUUCUUGUCACAAUCAAGGACCACCACUCCUCUACAGGGACAUCUAAGGCUCUUUCUACCUGCACUGCACAUUUUAUAGUUGUGUUUAUGUUCUUUGGGCCUUGCAUCUUUAUCUAUGUGUGGCCUUUUACCAACUUCCUGGUAGACAAAGUUCUGUCUGUUUUCUAUACCAUCUUCACCCCCUUUCUGAAUCCACUUAUCUAUACCUUUAGAAAUCAGGAAGUGAAGACUGCUGUGAAGAAGAAACUAAGUAAUCAAAACUUGAAUCUUGGGAAAACUACUUCAAGAUACCCAGUGCAAUGA
This is a messenger RNA of Mustela lutreola (European mink), 966 nucleotides long. Its product is annotated as olfactory receptor 4K2-like. The transcript is spliced from 2 exons. Bases 1 to 966 code for a protein of 321 amino acids. Gene Ontology annotation, biological process: G protein-coupled receptor signaling pathway. Lineage: Eukaryota; Metazoa; Chordata; Mammalia; Carnivora; Mustelidae. Gene Ontology annotation, molecular function: G protein-coupled receptor activity; olfactory receptor activity. The record is from RefSeq and is a predicted model, not a curated record. Gene Ontology annotation, cellular component: membrane.